Mesoplodon densirostris (Blainville's beaked whale) is the source of this 1211-nucleotide messenger RNA. RefSeq names its product YdjC chitooligosaccharide deacetylase homolog (gene YDJC). Gene Ontology annotation, biological process: carbohydrate metabolic process. The transcript has 5 exons. The coding region runs from base 48 to 1019 and encodes 323 amino acids. NCBI's taxonomy places the organism in Eukaryota, Metazoa, Chordata, Mammalia, Artiodactyla, Ziphiidae. The record is from RefSeq and is a predicted model, not a curated record. Gene Ontology annotation, molecular function: deacetylase activity.
ACUGUCCGGCCCUAGCCCCACGGGCCCGAACAGCUGGUGGAGGGACCAUGGCCCGGCCCCGUGUGCGGCUGGUGGUCACGGCAGAUGACUUUGGUUACUGCCCGCGGCGCGACGAGGGCAUCGUAGAAGCCUUCCUGGCGGGGGCUGUGACCAGCGUGUCCCUGCUGGUCAACGGCGCGGCCGCCGAGAGCGCGGCUGAGCUGGCCCACAGGCACCGAAUCCCCACGGGCCUCCACGCCAACCUAUCCGAGGGCCGCCCCGUGGGCCCGGCCCGCCACGGCGCCUCGUCGCUGCUCGGCCCCGAAGGCUUCUUCCUCGGCAAGAUGGGAUUCCGGGAGGCGGUGGCCGCCGGAGAGGUGGUCUUGCCCCAGGUUCGAGGAGAGCUGGAGGCCCAACUGAGCCGUUUCCGGGAAUUACUGGGCAGGGACCCUACUCACGUGGACGGGCACCAGCACGUGCACGUGCUCCCAGGAGUGUGCCAGGUGUUCGCUGAGGCGCUGCAGGCCUGCGGGGUGCGCUUCACUAGGCUGCCGAUGGAGCGCGGGGUGGGCGGCUGCAAUUGGCUCGAGGCCCCAGCACGCGCCUUCGCCUGCGCCGUGGAGCAAGACGCCCGCGCCGCCAUGGGCCCCUUUGCCCGCCACGGCCUGCGGUGGACCGAUGUCUUCGUGGGCCUGAGCACCUGCGGCCGGCACAUGUCCGCUCACCACGUGUCAGGGGCACUGGCUAAGGCCCUGGAGGGUAUACCCACUGGACGCGCAGUGACAGCCGAGCUGAUGGCACACCCCGGCUAUCCGAGUGUGCCUCCGGUUGGGGGCAGCGGUGAGGGUCCUGAUGCCUUUUCCUGCUCCUGGGAGCGCCUACACGAGCUGCGUGUCCUCACGGCACCGGUGCUGUGGGCUCAGCUUGCCCAGGACGGCGUGCAGCUCUGUGCCCUCCACGAGCUAGACUCCAAGAGGCCCGGAGAGGGGACCCCCAGUAAAGCCACUCUGGAAACCUUUCUGGAGCCCUCCCCACUGUGACCCUGGCAGACAGCCAAGCAUUAACAUCCCUUGGUGCCCAGGAAGGGAACUGGGUCCCAGAGCAGGCUGUGACUUCCUGGGCUGGAUGCUGCCACCUCUGUGCCCAGGUCCUCAUGGUUCACAGUGGCAGCAGAGCUUCUGCAAGCCCUCUGGCUGCUGGUGGCAGCUGUGACCUCUGGGCCUGGGGCCUGC